Messenger RNA from Fomitiporia mediterranea MF3/22, 642 nucleotides. RefSeq lists its product as uncharacterized. The transcript is spliced from 11 exons. The record is from RefSeq and is a predicted model, not a curated record. Lineage: Eukaryota; Fungi; Basidiomycota; Agaricomycetes; Hymenochaetales; Hymenochaetaceae. The coding region runs from base 1 to 642 and encodes 213 amino acids.
AUGCUUGCCUUAGCACAUAAUCCUUCAUCUGAUUUUCCCCUGAGCAUUCAGCAUGCACAACUAUCAAAUUAUAUGAAUGUUGCAAGUUUUACAAUACUUGUAUAUAACUACUUUCUCUUAUCAAAGCACAAAACAUUGCUUUUCUGGCCACUAUCUUUCAAGUCACCAGUCAAAUUCCUGUUCAUAUGGGCUUGGUACAUGCCAUUCUUUGAUAUGGGUAUUUGUAUAUGGCAAUAUUGUAAGAAUUAUAAAACUCUUACAGAAUGCAGCUUUGCACUGAAAGGAGAUGGAUGGGCCACUAUGGCAGGAUUCAUUGCUGUAGAGGUUAUCCUCUGCAUCCGAACAUGGGUAGUCUGGAAUAAGUCUCGAGUGAUUGCAGUUGGCCUUUCAGCAUGGAUUGUCUCCGGUAUGACUGCCGCUUUGACUGUUAUGGGUCUUCAGCUGGACAAAAUCACGGGGUUGCUAUUACUGAUUAUAAUAAAAGCCAUCCAAAACUGGGAUACUCUCGAGUCUACAGAAUUUAACAGAAUAGUUUACCAGGACAUGCUCUCAGUUACAAAUAUUUCCUUAAUUCUAACAUUGCCUCUUCGAGCGCGUCUUACACUCAAUUCUGGCUACAAGGGUGAUAAUAGCGCUUUGUAA